AUGGAUUCCAUCUUCAAUGCCCUCAGCAGGCCUGACCCGCUCAGAAGUGAUUCUGAGAAUAGCCCAGCCAAAAUAUGGGCCAUGAAAACGGAGGAAAAGUUUGUUUCGGGGGGUAAAAGGUUUUUUCGGGAAUUGCUAAGAGACAAGAGAUAUCACGACACGGUGAUCAGUCGUCAAACAGAGAUUAUUGUCUUGGUAAUUCUCAAGUCGUGGGAAGAGGAGACAGAUGAGCUGGACCCUAACAAUGAGGACGACUUGGAAGAAUUGUCUCAGUUGGCUGAGCAGAUGAGGCGAUGCUUAUCCCUGGUAAAGGGCCAAAUCGCCAAGGAUAGUAUGUCCGAACAGCAACCUCGCGUCUGA
This is a messenger RNA of Trichoderma atroviride IMI 206040, 360 nucleotides long. RefSeq lists its product as uncharacterized. Lineage: Eukaryota; Fungi; Ascomycota; Sordariomycetes; Hypocreales; Hypocreaceae. The record is from RefSeq and is a predicted model, not a curated record.